AAUCAAACAGUGAUUCGAGAAAAACAAGAAAAGUAUCAGCAGGAAAAUGUCAAGCAUAUCUUCUAGAUAUGGAACGCCAGAGGAAAUACCAUAAUCUGCUAUAUAAAAAUAGGCAAACGGAUUCUACUUGCGAAGCUGAAUAUACCAAUGACUUAACUUUGGACAUCAAGGAAGAAAUUGACGAAGAUCAAGAGGCUACAGGUCAAGAUUAUAACAAAAAAUAUGAGUCAAAAUGUUUUACCUUAGGUAUAAAAGAAACGGAAAAAUUUUCUGUUAAAAAAUUGCCGAUUCAUAAAAAACAGAAAAUUUGGGAAUCAGAACAGAAGUCGGAAAAGGAGUACAAAUGCGAAAAGUGUGCUCGAACCUAUAUACGAAAUAGAAGUUUAAUUGCUCAUCAGAAAUUUGAAUGCAACGUUAUUCCACAAUUCAGUUGUAAAUUCUGCAACAAAAGAUUUAAGAUAAAAUCUAAUGUGAAUAGACAUAUAGUUCAGGUGCAUCAGAAACCAAAUUCAAAUGCAUCAUUAAGGCAUAAUUGCGACGAAUGUUCUCGAAGUUACACUUCCCGAAAUAAUUUAAGUCGUCAUAAACGUUCGGAACAUGCAGGAGUCAAACCGCAAUUAUUGUUUUGCGAUUUAUGUGGGCAUAAAACGACUCGGAAAAGUUGCUUGUCAGCACACAUUUCUGUACGCCAUCUAAAAUAAUUAUAAAAUUACGUUAUAGUUUAUGUUAUUUUUUUAAAAAAGCACUAUAUAAUGCUCGAUUUUAAUUUUGAAGGUUUAUCAUAUAUAUCGUAAUUGAUGGAAGUGUCGCAAUUCGUGUAGUCACAUUCAAACAAAUGAAAUAAACUUUUAAUAAAUUUAUUGACAGUUUCUGAUAGAGAUUGUUUGCAAUGUAGGUAUGAGAAUGUAUGGGGUUUUACCAUUUUCUCGCUAUCUGCUUUCUGAUCUGUUGGCAAGUGUUACUAUUAAUUCAUAAAAUAUUUGCCAUUCCUCAUAAAGAAUAUUGUAAAAUGAUUUGGUUUUCGUAAUUUAAGUUAAGAAAUGUUGUUGAUGUAAGUAAAGAAGAUUAUUAAAUAUUUGUUCCAAAGACAAAUUAA
Messenger RNA from Belonocnema kinseyi, 1096 nucleotides. Its product is annotated as zinc finger protein 761-like. The record is from RefSeq and is a predicted model, not a curated record. Gene Ontology annotation, molecular function: DNA-binding transcription factor activity, RNA polymerase II-specific; RNA polymerase II transcription regulatory region sequence-specific DNA binding. The transcript is spliced from 2 exons. Bases 69 to 701 code for a protein of 210 amino acids. Gene Ontology annotation, biological process: regulation of transcription by RNA polymerase II. NCBI's taxonomy places the organism in Eukaryota, Metazoa, Arthropoda, Insecta, Hymenoptera, Cynipidae. Gene Ontology annotation, cellular component: nucleus.